Nematostella vectensis (starlet sea anemone) is the source of this 2323-nucleotide messenger RNA. RefSeq names its product AN1-type zinc finger protein 3 homolog. The transcript is spliced from 4 exons. Lineage: Eukaryota; Metazoa; Cnidaria; Anthozoa; Actiniaria; Edwardsiidae. Bases 121 to 666 code for a protein of 181 amino acids. The record is from RefSeq and is a predicted model, not a curated record. Gene Ontology annotation, molecular function: DNA binding; zinc ion binding.
AAGGUAGCAAGUCAUUGUAAACAGGCAGGAGGCCAUCUUGUCUUUGCGCUCACUGUCGAACUUUCGUCGAGAUUUUCGCCAGAUAUCAAUCCAAUUUACCUAACUGGCACCAGCUCCACGAUGGAGAACCCAGGAAGUGAGCCUCCCCGUUGUCGCUGUGGAUUUUUUGGAUCUCCCCAGACCCUAAAUCUGUGUUCAAAGUGCUACAAGGAUGAACUGAAACGGAAGUCCAAAGGCGAGGAAGGAAGUAGUUCUAUGGUGUCUUCGACAGGACCAGUUUUUGCUCCUAAAAGUGCGGGAUCCUCUAGUAGAGUCCCGACAGAAAAUGACGAGAACAGUGCAAGCGCAAGCGACGAAACAACCGAAGAAAGCACAUCUAGAAAUGAAGUCUGCACCGACACCCCAUCCGGACCGUACAAGCAAGAUGACCGACCGGUACAGAAAAACAAAAAACGCUGUUGGACGUGUAAGACGAGACUCGAAUUGGCGCAAAGAGAGCUAGGGAUUUGUAAAUGUGAGUAUGUCUUCUGUCAUUUACAUCGCUUACCUGAGCAGCAUGAUUGUAUAUACGACCACAAGGAAAGUGGGCGACGAGAAGCCAGAGAGAAGAUGGUUACGCUAGGGCCGCGUAAAGUUGGAAGAUCCUUUCAAAGGAUAGAUGAGUGAUAGAUAUUAAAGAGAUGGGAUACCAUGUCAAAUAAUAGUAUAUGCAGAUAAAUAAGCAGCUGAAUAUUAAAAAGGCUGCUAUGAACAAUGCAAAUUAUAGCUAAUUUUCAAAAGGGUUUGAUUGCACUACUUUAUAGAUAACGCAUAGUUAAUAUUUGUUUCUAAAAUUUAUGAGGGAUUAUAGUUUGACCAUGUUCUAUAGAAUAUGUCUAAGUUUUUUUCACUUUUUUAGUCACUGUAGCUAAGAAUUGAAGGGUAGCAUAUGUUACAUAUGCAUUAUGUUACGAAAAUUCAAAGUAAUUACUCCUGGUUAAGAGAUGAUGUGAAAUCAUGUCUUUGGCUCAUUGUAUGAGGGAAUAUGUAAUAACACAUUGCUUCCUGCCAUUUUGAUGUAAAGUGAUCUUCGAAUUUAAAUGUAUGCACCAACCAUAACAACAGUUUUCGGCUUCUGCAUAUAAAAACCAUCAUAUGAUAUUGACUAACAGCAGUCCGGUAAAUAUGCAUAUCAAAACCACCAUAUGAUUUUUACUAACAGCAGUCCAGUAAAUAUGCAUAUCAAAACCAUCAUAUGAUAUUGACUAACAGCACAGUCUGGUAAAUAUGCAUAUCAAAACCACCAUAUGAUUUUGACUAAGAGCAGUUCAGUAAAUAUGCAUCCUUGGGGACACAGGUGUUGUACAGAGACUUCGUAUCACUUGAUGCUUCUGGGGAACCCUGCCCCCUAGGAUUAAACAUUUUUUUAAUUGCUAUUUGUGUUGUUUGUCUCAAAGAUAUGACUUUCAAAUUAUUAUGAGUUUAUCCCCACCCACCAUGCUGAAGUAUUUCUGAUUGCUUGCCAAAUGAGAAUAAAAAGAUGCUGAAGUCAUUCUGAUUGCUUGCCAAAUGAGAAAAAAAAAAUGUUAAAGCCAAAUUAUUAUGAGUUUAUCCCCACCCACCAAGCUGAAGUCAUUCUGAUUGCUUGCCAAAUGAGAAAAAAGAUGGUAGUCAUUCUGAUUGAUUGCCAAAUGAGAAGAGAUACUAAAAUCAUUCUGAUUGCUUGCCAAAUGCGAAGAAAAGGUACUGAAGUCAUUUGCUUUGCAUAUUCCAGGAAUUCUCAGGAUGAAGUUUAUACUUUGAUGAAUGUAGUAUACCAGGGCUGGUGCAUAAAUCCGGUUUAUUUGUGAUAGCAGUGUUGCAUUUUUUGUCAGUAAGCAUCAUAGAACAUUACAAUGGGUUAAGAUAAUUUGUGACAUUGGAGAAGCUUCACUAAGCGCACAAAAAAUUAUUGAUUGACCCAUGCAACAAUUUUGAACAGCUAACUAAUCCAUUGUUUUAUCUUGUUCAUUGCGUUUGUUUAUACAGGUUGCUAAAUUUGUUGUUGUGCUACCCUGUCCCGUUUGGAAAUAGUGCAUCAGUAGUCAAUCGAAAAAUGCCUUCAUGUUUCACAAAGGGAAAUGAUUAGUCAUGGUGGCAUGAUUGACUGAAUGAUUUUUCCAGACAAGAAAUGCUUUGAAUUCUCAGUGUUCACGCAACAACAAAUUCAGCUAGAACCAUCAAACACUUAUUCAUUAGAGUUGAUUCAUUACAUAUGGUUCAGUCUGCACUCUAGCAAGUUACACAUUAUGAAAAAGUAAAAAAUUGUCACAAAAGUGAAAAUAAAAUAAAUUACACAGUGUUA